ACAAUGGCGCAUGCAAACGCAGUGCCACCUGCCGACCAGGAGGACUUACUGCAGGUUUCAACAGCUCGUAAGAGUCGCCCUGAAGGCUAUAAAAGUGGGGUCGAGGACGCGUCCAGGUUCGGUCAGACCCGCUCGUCGUCGGUCCAAACCCCGGCGAGGGUUCAAAGAGCGAUGUUCCCGUCGUCCGGUCGUUUUGUCCGGCUCACCUGCCCUUUCACCGGGCGCUGCCAGCGGCCUCAUUGCUGGUACAAACAUGCCAAAGCAGAAAGUUUGCCUGGAGCCUCCAGCUCUUCAUCACCCUUGCUAGUCGACCUCACAGGUGACCAAAAUGACGAUCGGCCCGCCGUACGUGGAGCACACGUAAUCAACGAGCCCUCAGACGAAUCCCUCCAGGAGCUCGAGCGCAUCAACAAAGCGAUUGAAACGGCCAAGUACGAAGUGGAGCGGGAGCAGAGGCGACUGUCGUGCUACCACACUGCCGAGGCCGCCGCCGCAUCCAGACCGGUCGCAGCAAAUGGUGUAAAUUCAAGCAAAGUGUCAUACUCGUGCUCGGAUGGUAACAAAACGCCUUCCCGAUUGGGGAAGUAUGUGGUUGACAUUUCCAAACCGAGGACCGAUUUGGAGUACGACCCAAUGUCCAACUUUUCAGCUGACUUCGGAUCUUACAAGUCAUCGUAUAAAGCGCAAAAAGGCAAACGCGUGCACCUAAAGCCUCUAAACCAUCAGGUCCCGCCGUGCCGCCCUGUGACAUUGGACGACGCCCAUGAUGACAGCGUCCUGAUUAUCGACGUGCCGUGCUCGCCUGAACGGAAGCCCGCCCCAGCUCCGAAACGCGCCGGCUGUGACGCUGACAAGAAGCAACACAAGGAGAAGAGCGCUGAUGAAUGUGAAGCGUCGGCAGGAAGUGUGAUUGACUUGACAGGAUGCGUGGAGGACCCUGGCGGCCAGAGUCCCGAAGCAGCAAGUCUCCAGUCGGCUGAAGAUGAAUGCUGCACUUCAGAAGAGGAAACUCAAAAUGCAAACAGUGCUGAACAAGUCAUCAAGCCCACAGAGUACAACACCGCCCAGCCCUCUUCUCCCACCGGCACGUGCACUGACGCGUGCAAUACAGCUGACUGCCACCAGGCGCCAGAAGAAGAAGCUGUAAGCACAAGUCUAGAAUCGUCUUCCCUCGCCGCAUGUGAGCAUCUGUUGUCGAAAGGCGGCAGCAGAGAGGUUAUCGUAAUUGACUCGAGCGCCGACGAGGAAGAGAACGGCUACUCUGCCGUGGAUCUGUCGGACAGCGACCCUGAAGAGGAGUGCUACCGCAUCUUCAUGGAGGCCAAGGAGAGUGGCGACCAAGAGCAGCCCGAGAUUGAGCCUAUGGAUGUGGCCAAGCCCGACAUUCCGACCGUCAAACCCCAAGAGCUACCAGCCAAGAGGAGGAUUGCUCAUAAGGCCGAAGAUACUGAGCUGCCAGUGGCCAAGAGGAGACCACAACCACUAGUCCUUGUUCCUCUGCGAGGACCGACGCCGGCAUUCACAGCCUCCCAGCUCGCCGCCGCGCCAAAGAUUCAGCAGAUUCAGCAGAAGGCGUCCAUGUUGACCGCCUCCGUGAAAGGAGGCCAAUCGUUCCUCUCGUCCAUCGGUCCGAGGAAGCCAGAGAGCCCAUUGACUGCUUCUGUCCCAGUCGCUGUCAACACUCCACCUGCUGCUCAACACAACAAGACAGUCAACUAUGUUCCUCUGGGCUCGGCUGUGCUCAACGUGGGCAAUAACCUGCGCCUGAUCCUCCCUCAGGGCACCAUCCCGCUCACCUCUGCCUGCAGUGUGGUCUCCUCCGUUCUUACGCCCAUCACUCGAGUGCAUACAAGCUCAGUCACAGUCAGGCCCCCCACGUUCACGUCGCCCGCUGUUUUGAGCACGCCAAGGUAUCGCGCGGGCGCGCCUCUGCUCAUUCCCCCCGCUGCACGUAGACCUUUUCAGCCAUCAGUGUCAUCACUGCUUUCAACCGCCGCCAGUAGCACAAACGGACAAGCCGCCACUAAGCCGGUAGCCUCCAAGCGAAAGGGGAAGGCGCAGGGCGAGGCGAGCAGAGACAAAGUCCCUCAUGAUGUCAGACAGCGCUAUGUCACCAUGUUCAUGGAGGCCUUCCUCGCCACCACCACCAAUGUCAACGAGGCCUUUGAAAAGGCGCUGGCCGAGGAGAAGGCGCUGUACAAUCGUAGCAGCAACAAACUGAAGUAUCUGAGCGUUGCUGUGAACGUGCUUAAGAGGUUGAAAAAACCCGUUGCCGCCAAAGAUGAGGAUAAAGUCAACAGCAAAACCCACAAAGGAAAUAUUCCACUCAACCGGAAGAAGCUCAGGGGAAACGACGACACAUCUUUGUAUGAGAUUUUGAGGGAUUACAUUCUGACGGAGGAGCAGCUGAUUGAAAGCAACUACCCUGUGCAACACCCGCAGAAGGCCGGCUGUGCUGUCCUUUUUGCGGACAACAAGAAGGGCAACAAUGACCCCUUCAAGAGGAUUUGCUGUCGAUGUGGAGCGACAUACUCUGUUGGCAAAACGGGCAAACACACCCGCACAGAGGAGUGCAAUUAUCACUAUGGCAAAGGAGUGGAGAACAGAGUGCCAGGUGGGGUGGAGACGCGCUACAGCUGCUGUCAGGGAGUCAUGGGCGCACCCGGAUGCCAACUUUUUAAGUUGCAUGUACACGAUUCCUUCAGCCUGGAAGGAUUCAAAUGGACAGUCCCAAAAAGUCCCACAGAUGUCAGCUGCCCAGGAAUCUACGCACUCGACUGUGAAAUGUGUUACACCAUCCACGGUCGGGAGCUGUCCAGAGUGACCGUGGUCAACUCCAGCCUCCAAGUGGUUUACGACACCUUCGUCAAACCACACAACGAGGUCAUCGACUAUAACACCAGGUUCUCCGGGAUCAGCGAGAAGGAGAUGAGGGGCAACCACACCUCUCUUUCCGAUGUGCAGAAGACCCUGCUGAGCUUCAUCAGCGCUGAUACUGUCAUAAUCGGGCAUGGCCUGCAGACUGGCCUCUGUGCCCUGAAGUUGCUCCAUGGCACGGUGGUGGACACAUCUGUGGUCUUUCCCCACCGCCUGGGUCCCCCGCACAGGCUGACCCUCAACAGCCUGACUGCAGAGUACCUGAGGAGGAUCAUCCAAGAGAGCGUGUGUGGCCAUGACACUGCAGAGGAUGCUGCUGCCUGCAUGGAGCUCAUGUUAUUGAAGAGCAAAGAUGGAAAAGUGAAAAAAUGAUGGGGAAAAUAAAUAAACUCAACCCCUGCCCCUCCUCCAAUGUACAGUCAAAAGAAAACUAUGUGCAUGUUCCUUUAUUGAAUGAAGCUGGUGAACUUUUUUUGAUUUUGCAUGUAUAUUUUUGCCUUAUGAUUUUGUUCCUUUGUUACAUUUUGAUUAAAUAUGACUUGCACUUGACUAUGUAUUAAGACAUGCCAGAUGUGGGAGGGGCUUGGUGUGAUUUAAGUAAACCUACAGAAUGA
This is a messenger RNA of Entelurus aequoreus (snake pipefish), 3491 nucleotides long. RefSeq names its product RNA exonuclease 1 homolog. Gene Ontology annotation, cellular component: nucleus. The record is from RefSeq and is a predicted model, not a curated record. The coding region runs from base 4 to 3249 and encodes 1081 amino acids. The transcript is spliced from 17 exons. NCBI's taxonomy places the organism in Eukaryota, Metazoa, Chordata, Actinopteri, Syngnathiformes, Syngnathidae. Gene Ontology annotation, molecular function: exonuclease activity; nucleic acid binding.